CUUUUGUGCUCUAGAAUUUUGGCACUAACAAAAAGAGUUUUGGCAUUAUCGGAUUUUUAUUGCCAGUUUAAUGGUUGUAAGCAUUCUAGAAUGAUACUAUAAAUUUGCCAGAUAACAAGAUCUGUAACUGUGAAAGUGUUCUACAAGAAAGUAACGUAUGUUUUAAGUGCAUUUUGAAUGAGUUUUUAAGUUUAUUUAAUGAUACGUUUAGUUCCAUCUGCUAUGCACAUGCAAUUUUCUUCCACUUUCCUCUCUCUCUCUCUCUCUCUCUGAGUUUUGCCAUGAAUGCUUUUCUGCAUGAAUCCUUCUUCAAUUAGUCCACAAAUAUCUUUAUUCCCUUUUUAAUGGUUGUAAGCAUUGUCGAAUGAUAUAAAUUUUCCUAAUAACAUGACCUGUAACUGUAAAGUGUUCUAUAAGACUAUAACUUAUGAAGUGCAGUUUUAAUGAGUCUUUAAGUUUAUUUAAUAAUACGUUUACUUCCAUCUACAUUGCACCUGCAAUUUUCUUCCACUUUUCAUCUCUCUCUCUCUCUCUCUCUCUCUCUCUGAGUUUUAGCAUGAAUGCUUUUCUGCAUGAAUCCUCCUUCAAUUACGAACGUUGUUAUGAACCUGAGAAUACCAAAAAGAAAUUCAAAGAGAUUAUCAGGACAGCUCCCAGAAACAGUGAUUGGACAGCUUUUACAGAUCUUUUCCAGUAUGAAGGUUUCUGGCACUCCCCUAGAUUCUUAGAAGGAACCAUAUUAGCUCAAGAACUCUUCCAGGCUCGACCAUGCGAUAUCAUCUUAUGCAGUGCCCCUAAAACUGGUACCACGUGGCUCAAGGCUCUAACUUUUGCUAUUAUGAACAGAGCCCCCUGCUUAGAUGAUUCGAAGAAUCCUUUGCUCUUCGCCACCCCACAUGAAUGUGUUCCAUACUUGGAAGUAGACAUCUUCCAAAACAAACCCAAUCGGUACCCGGAUUCCCCCCUCCUGGCUACUCACCUCCCUUUCGAUUCCCUACCAAAUUCUGUAGCAGAUUCUGAUUGUAAACUUGUUUACAUAUGUCGCGACCCUAAGGACGUGUUUGUUUCUCUUUGGCACUUCAUAGGAAAUGUGAAAGCCAAGGAAGAGGGGUACUUAUUCCCCUUGGAAAAAGCCUUUGAGUUGUUCUGCCAAGGGGCUUCACUCAAUGGGCCUUAUUGGGACCACGUUUUGGGGUACUGGAAAGCAAGUUUAGAGUUUCCCAAGAAGAUAUUAUUCUUGAAAUAUGAGGAUUUGAAGAGGGAAACUGAAUUCUAUUUAGAAAGAUUAGCCGAGUUCAUAGGACAUCCGUUUUCUGCAAACGAGAGGCGAGAGGGUGCAGUAGAGAAGAUUAUGCAACUGUGCAGUUUUCAGAAUUUGAGCAAGUUGGAGGUGAAUAAAACCGGAGAGUACGCCAUUUUCUCAUCAGUUGUUGUAGAGAAUAGCAAGUACUUUAGGAAGGGCGAGGUUGGAGAUUGGAAGAACUGCCUUACCGGAGAGAUGAAAGAUCAUAUCGAUGGGAUCACAGAGGAGAAGUUGAGAGGUUCUGGCUUGACAUUUGAUUAGUUAGAAGUCAAAGUCUCUUUUCUUUUUUGGUUAGUAGUCUGUAUUUCUAGUGGAAAGUAGAUUUCUUAUGAAACUAUAAUGAGGUGCAUUUGAAAGGAAAAGGAAAUACAAUUCCCAUGGUCGCCGUGAGUCAUUUCUAAUAUUUGCCAUUAGUCAAAAAAAGGAGGUGUGGAUUGUAAAAGAGGAGUGAAAUUCAU
Molecule: messenger RNA, 1761 nt
Organism: Rhododendron vialii
Lineage: Eukaryota; Viridiplantae; Streptophyta; Magnoliopsida; Ericales; Ericaceae
Product: flavonol sulfotransferase-like
Exons: 1
Coding region: 428-1564 (378 amino acids)
Biological process (GO): sulfation
Cellular component (GO): cytoplasm
Molecular function (GO): sulfotransferase activity
Source: RefSeq, a predicted model, not a curated record